AUAAAUAGCAAUAGCAAUUUCUUUCCAAAUCACUCUCAAGAUUUCAUUUGAAAAUACUUGCAUCAAUAUGGCCAAGUUCGCUUACCUGUUCCUCUUCGCUCAAGCUCUGCUCAUCCAGAGCAUCUACAGCCAGUGCGUGCCCGUCAACAGCUGCGGUGGACUGUCAUACGGUGGACUCAGCGGACUGAGUGGAUUGUCCUGCGGUGGACUCAAUGGACUUGGCGGAAUCUACAAUGGACUCGGCCUUGGUGGUCUGAACAAUGGUAUCAUUGGGAACGGCGCAUACGGAGCCUCAAGCUAUGGCGGAUACGGAGGCUCGGGCGUCGGUGAGAUCGCUGCUCUUGGCCAACUGGGAGUCGGAGGACAGACCCUGAUCGAGGGCAACCUCCCGACCAGUGGAUACGUCACCUUCAGCGGAAACCUUCCUGCCGCUGGCCUCGUCACCAUCGUGGGCAACAACCCCGGCAUCUGCAGCUGCGCCUGCCCCAACCUCUACUACAUCGCCUACAGCCAAUGCGCUUACGCACAAAACGGUAUUGGCCUUGGAAACCUGUCUCCAGCAAACCUUCAGCUGCUCAACAACAACAAUCUCCUCAACAAUGGCAUCAGCAGUGGUAUCGUCAACCAGAACUUGAACAACGCCUUCCAAAACAACGCCUACGCCGUUAACAACAACCUUUUAAACAACGGUUUGAGCAGCGGAAUUCUGAACAACAACAUCGGAUGUGCCAACAGUUUGUUGAACAAUAACGUUGCCAAUAACAUUCUAAACAAUAACGUUGCCAACAGCAUUCUCAACAAUAAUGUUGCAAACAACGUUUUGAACAACCAAAUCUUGAACAACAAUCUUUUGAACAACAACAUCGGUUACAAUGGCAACCUAAACAACGCCAUUUUGAACAGUGUAGCCAAUGAAGUUGGUUACGGCGGGAUUGGUGCUGGAGAGGUCUCUUUCCUUGGAGAGCUGCCAGUGGGUGGUCAGACCGCUGUCAACGGUAACUUGCCUGUGAUUGGUGUAGUGCAGUUCGAUGGCAGCAUCCCCGCCAGUGGAUUGGUCAGUGUCUACGGAAGCACGCCAAGCUUGUGCUGCCAGUGCGGCGCGCAAUAUUAAGUGUUAGGAAAGUUGUUGCGUUAAUAAAUGUUGUUGUUAAGUUAUAA
Messenger RNA from Plutella xylostella (diamondback moth), 1158 nucleotides. The record is from RefSeq and is a predicted model, not a curated record. Lineage: Eukaryota; Metazoa; Arthropoda; Insecta; Lepidoptera; Plutellidae.